Molecule: messenger RNA, 1707 nt
Organism: Theileria equi strain WA
Lineage: Eukaryota; Apicomplexa; Aconoidasida; Piroplasmida; Theileriidae
Product: ATPase, AAA family domain containing protein
Exons: 6
Coding region: 1-1707 (568 amino acids)
Biological process (GO): mitochondrion organization
Cellular component (GO): mitochondrion
Molecular function (GO): ATP hydrolysis activity; ATP binding; zinc ion binding
Source: RefSeq, a predicted model, not a curated record
AUGGCAUUUUCCGGUUUUGGGUUUGGAGGUGGCACACCCGGCCCCGCUCCAGUUCAGCCAUCAUCGUCAAAGGAUGACAAGAAUAUCACUGGAAAAUUCGAUCCAACUGCGUUGGAACGCGGGGCAAAAGCUCUGAGGAUGCUGGAUUCCUCACCAAAUGCCCAGAAGGCUUUCGAACUGACAAGGCUACAGGAGCUAACGCGCCAACAAGAGAUAAAGAAGGAGAUUGAACAGAUGCACUUGCGUCAAACUGAACUUGGAGCCCAAAGAGCAAGGAUUGAAGGUGAUGAACGGCGUAAGCUUGCGGCACAACAACAAGAACAAGAAAGGAUAACCGCUCAGUAUAAAGCCCAGCUUGAGUCAGAGGCGUAUCAGAAAAAGCUGAUUGAUCAGAGACGUCAGAAUGAAGAGUGGCUUCAACAACAACAUCAGCAAUUUUUACGCCAAGAAGAAAUUAGAAAAAAGACGGAGCUAGACAUACUAGAAAUGCGUAAAGCUCAAAUGAAGGAGGAAAAAGCCCUUGAACGCGAAAAUAUACGGGCAAAGGUCCAAGAAGAAUCCAAAGGCAAAAUAAAGCAGGAACGCGAAAAUUUCGAUGUUCAUGUCAAGAUGAUGAAGGAGAGAGCAAUAGAAGAGAGACAAACAAAAUUGGAAUCAUUGAAUAUUAUCUUUUCGUCUUUGGGAGCAGCGUUCUCCUCUCUUUUGGCUGACAAGGAACGUCUUACAACUGGUGUGACAGCACUUACAGCCCUGGCAAUCGGAGUUUACGGAGCCAGAGCUGGUACAAGGGUACUAGGAAAAUUUAUGGAGCAGAAAAUUGGAAAGCCACCACUUGUUCGUGAUACUUCCAGAUGGGUGCUGAUGAACGGACUCGGAAAUUUCGUCAAGGGACUUGUUAAAACAAACAAAGAACUGAAAAUUGAUCAAAUCGUCCUCAAUGAUCAACUAUACCAAAGACUAAAUUGGACAGUAAACUCUCUAGUUAGAGCAAAGGAAAAUGGAACAAACUUUAGGCAUAUUUUAUUAUAUGGCCCGCCAGGUACAGGUAAAACUUUGUUUGCUAAGACAGUUGCAAAACGAUCCGGAAUGGACUAUGCUAUAAUGACUGGUGGAGAUGUUGGACCAUUGAGAGAGGAAGCUGCCAGUGAAAUAAACCGACUCUUUGAGUGGUCUAAAAAGUCAAAGCGUGGUUUGGUCCUAUUCAUUGACGAAGCUGAAGCUUUUCUGAGAAAGGGUCGAUCAAGUGUCCAGGGAAUGUCAGAAAACGUCAGAAAUGCUCUAUCAGCAUUUCUAUACCAUACUGGUACAGAAACUGAUAAGUUUUGCCUAAUAUUGGCUACAAAUGAGCGUGAUAUUCUGGAUCCGGCUAUAGUUGACAGAAUGGAUGAACAAUACGAAUUCCCAUUACCUGAAACUAAUGAGAGAAAACGCAUGAUAACCCUGUUUAUGCACCAAUUUGUAAUAAAUCCAACUAAACGCGGUAAAAAGAUACAAAUUGAUCCAAGAAUAAAUGAUGAAUUCUAUGCCAAAGUUGCCGAAAAGACUGAGAAGUUGUCAGGAAGACAGUUGGCAAAGCUUUGUAUAAGUUUACAAUCCGCCGUCUACGGUUCUGGCACUACCCAGUUAACUCUCGAACUUGCUAAUACUGUAAUUGAUUGGCAUUUGGAACGAUUUAACAAGGGAAUUGCGGAUAAAGACGAUAUUUAA